AUGAACAAUUACAAUAUUUGGGUGAAAAUUUCCGAGCAUUUUUUAGAUCAUAUAUUACUAUAUGUUGGCAAAGAUAUUAAACGCUUGCCAGCAUUUCGAAUUACCUUUUAUUAUUUGCUUCAUAUACAAGCCUAUCAGUUUUAUUAUCUUCGAUUUGUACCAACUAUAUAUACAAAAUUUUUUCCUAUAAAUCCAACUAAACAGUAUUAUCCACAACAAGUUGUUUGGAUUGAGAAUGGCGGAGAAGAACUUCGGGCACCAAAAUUAGAUUAUACUUUAAAUGAUAUGGAAUUUAUAGCAUUAUCAAAUUUUUAUAAAGCUAAUUUGGAUGAAAAUAUUGCGGAGUUAAAUGACUGGGAAGUAAAAUAUUCCAAAUUGCGAACCAAAGAAGGUUAUAUGCUUGGUUCUUUGAUGUCAAAAGUAGUAGCUAAUGCACGCAACAAUUCAUGUGUAAUGUAUGAACUUGAAACCAAUAUUGCUAGGCCAAAAGAUCCAGAAAAGUAUGAAUUGCGAAAAUACUUUGGUUGUGUUUUAUUAUGUGUUUCAAGGAAAAUAUCAAUUGCUUGCAUAUAUUCACAAUGUAAAAAAUAUGCGAAAAGGAUCAUAUAA
Messenger RNA from Dentiscutata erythropus, 609 nucleotides. The record is from the annotation of a GenBank genome assembly. Lineage: Eukaryota; Fungi; Glomeromycota; Glomeromycetes; Diversisporales; Gigasporaceae.